UUUUUCUCUUUUCUUUUUCUAUUUCAAUUUUUCUUUACUGUGUGUAAAAAUAUUUUUAUACACGUACUGACGAUGUACUCUCUAUCCAUAACCUUAUUAACUAGAUUAAUGUUGAAUUGUCUUUUUUUUUUUUGUUUUGUUUUUCUUAUAAAUUCUUAUUUAUUCUUAUAUAUGUUCAAGAAUACAUUGUGUCAGAAAUAUAUACGCAUUUUCUCUAUUAGAAUCGUACGCAUAUAUAACAUUGCGAACAAGUUGUAUAGAAUAGAGCACUAAGCUUUUUUGCGUGUAUGAAGGAUAUAGUGUAUCACAGAGUAUUAUUUUACACCAUACGUUAAACUAGUAAUUACACAGUUGAGACAAUAAUACGAGUAUAUUUUAAGCCAGUUAGAUGCGUUAGAUGCUUUCAUAACUGGUUCGAUGGAUAUGAGGUUAUGUUAAAUGAAAUUGUAUUUUAUUGUAUGACAAUUGGAGUAUAUUGAAUUUUGCUUAAUGGGGAAAAUAAGAAGUUUAUCUGGUGAUGUAGGUGUUGGUAUUCUUUUAUUGGCCUUAUUUUGUAUUAGCAUAGCAUUUGGUACAUCGGCAUGGUUGAUCAGUGAUCCUAGAAUGAUAGGUGCUCAAUUUGCUAAACUGGGUCUUUGGACGCAUUGCUUUAGAUCUUUACCAAGCCCAUAUGAAUCUGAUGCACCUACACAAUUUUUUGUAGGUUGUAGAUGGGUUUAUGAUCCAUUUACUAAGGGAUACGAUAAUAUACGAGGCUUUUUAAUGCCACCUUUUAUGAUAGCUACUCAAUUUUUUUUCACAAUAUGUUUUCUACUUGUUCUAAUAUCAUUUGGAUUAAUGCUGCUGUUGGUAUUAUGCUGUGGUCCAGAGGAAAAAAGAUAUAUCCUACUUAUUAAAAUUAUUAGUUAUUUAUUAUUGACAAGUGGCCUGCAUGGUUCUAUAGCUGUCAUCAUAUUUGCAUGUUGUGGAAAUAAGGAUGGUUGGAUGCCAGGUCAUGAAAAUAAUUAUUUCGGAUGGUCUUUUGCAAUGGCUGUAGUUGGCACUACCUUAGCUCUUAUAGGAGGUAUACUGUUCCUUAUCGAAGCAAAUAUACAGAACAAAAAGCGUAAAUAUCUAAAAGAAUCUCAAACGCGAUUUCAAUUAGAAUCAAAUACAUAGAGUUUGCAUUUAUGCUGGAACAUUGCACAAUAUUCCUUUGGAAGAGCUUUAUUAUUUUAGUGAAAAGAGUCAAUAUAUUUAGUUAUAUACAAAAUAAUUAAUGCCGUCCUUUCUUAAAUAGAAAACAAAACUUUAAAAGAAAAAUUAGUUUUUUAUAGUUAUUUUUAAGAUAUACGAAAUAUAUAAUUAUAUAUAUAUAUCAAAACUACGCUUUUUAUAUCGACUAUAUAUUUGUCUUUGUGAUUAUCCUAAUAUUUCAUAUGUAUCUUUUCAUCAGAGUAUAUGUAUAUAAUUGAAAUAAAUGUAAUUUACGAAGUUGCUUCACUUCUGUUAAUUUAGCUGCACUUGUAAAAGUAGUAUAUUUAUAUUAUUUUUUUAAAUCCGAACGUUUUGACUUAAAUAGAAUUAAAGACUGAAAUAGGAAUAGAUGGUUGGUUGUAUAUAAAUAUAUGUAUUAUAUAUAUAAUAAUUAAAUCAUUCAUAAAUGAUUAUUA
Messenger RNA from Vespa mandarinia (Asian giant hornet), 1652 nucleotides. RefSeq lists its product as uncharacterized. NCBI's taxonomy places the organism in Eukaryota, Metazoa, Arthropoda, Insecta, Hymenoptera, Vespidae. The record is from RefSeq and is a predicted model, not a curated record. Gene Ontology annotation, biological process: regulation of tube size, open tracheal system; septate junction assembly. Gene Ontology annotation, cellular component: septate junction; membrane.